AUGUACUCACUACGGUACUACAUAGAUUCUUGGAUUGACGUAUCUUCGCAACCAUCCUCAUCCUCCUUCUCCUCUGCUGCCACGAAUGAAGAUAUAAUCACCACCGGCUUACAAGUCGAACAUGGAGAAUUGGGGACAUACCAGCGCCGCAAUAGGCGACGUCGUCUACAACACCUUGCUGCUAUCACCACAGCCCAGGUGGACUACGCAUCGCGGGAUGCCAGCCAAGCCAGUAGCAGUCAAGAGGAAUACGAUGAGAGUGAAAGCGAGUCUGAUCGCGUUCUCAGCAGCUCGAAUGAAGAUAUAACCCGCCCAACGCCUCCGCCUGCAUUGUCUGCACGCUCUGCACAGCCCUCUGGUUCAGAUGCUGCCUCCAGUGAUGAUGAAGAUGAUACUUCUACUGCCUUGGGUAUGGGAAUCAGCCCAUCCCCUUUCGUACCUCAGCCAAACAUAUUUACUCACCCACCGGCCACGUCGGAACCUGGAUGGACUUCUCGGCGUACUCAACCUAGUGUCCCGUCUACUCACCGUGCAGCCCCUCGAAGAGAUUCUUAUCCCAGUUCGCGAUCAUCGCGCAGAACUCAAUAUCAGCACAGCCCUUACAAUAUGAUAUCCCCUUCCCAUCAUACCGACCACGAUGCCGCUCUUCGUGCCAGCCUGUCAACACUUCUUUCAUGUGCUGCUGCCGCCAGAGGCCUUCCGAAGAAUGAUCAUAGACCAUCACCUACCCAAGCUGCUCCCUCGGGGGGGUGA
Messenger RNA from Penicillium coprophilum, 753 nucleotides. RefSeq lists its product as uncharacterized. The transcript has a single exon. The record is from RefSeq and is a predicted model, not a curated record. NCBI's taxonomy places the organism in Eukaryota, Fungi, Ascomycota, Eurotiomycetes, Eurotiales, Aspergillaceae. The coding region runs from base 1 to 753 and encodes 250 amino acids.